CUCCAAGUUCUUCAACCAAUCAGUGUAAAGCAGAGUAUCUACGAAUCUUCCUUUACUGUGUAAGUUUCUUUUUCAAAUGAGGAGUUUAUUCUACUUGGAUCUAUGAACAUCUCAAAAGCUCAUGGAUCUAGGUAAAUCUAUGUAUAAGUAUAUGUGUGGAUAUCUUCACCAAGGACUACGCGCUAUCUUCACCCAACUACAUGUAAGAUUGCCCAUAUAUAUAUAAUUUUGAUCUGAAAAUUGAAAAUGCACCAAAACUUACAUUUUUCUUUUAACGAAACAACAAAAAGUUGGCAGUACAUAAACCAUGACUAACAGUAGACAACCUACUCCGUCCACGAAAUACUUCACAAACAAUGCAUGCUAGCAACCUAGCCAACUAUGAACGCAUGAACAGAUCCCACACCCAUCUGCAACCAAACGAUAAAAUCUCUCCCUAUGUCCUACUAGGAUCCGUGUUUAGGUAUUCCCUUGGUGCAAAAUAGUUCCUAAACCAGAAAUGUUUAUACAUGCACAAAAUGCAGUCGAUGGAAUAAUUAUACCUAUAGCAUGCAUAUAUAUGUACCUUUGGAUUUUGCCCAGUUGGCCAGGUCUUUCUAUGAAAUAAAAGAUCAUAAGCAUAUAGUUUGGUUAGAUAAUCUUAGGUUUGAUUAAGAGGCCUGUAGUUGAUUGGCACAAUUGGCAUGCAUCCAUGCUAACUCCUACGAUCUUUAAAUAGUCAUUUGUUCGUCCCUUUGAUUUGAAGAUCAUAUUUCUUGGCUAGUAAGUAGUUCACGGCAUAGCAGAGCCGAUCUUACGUCAAAGGAUCAUAUAAUCGCUCUUGCUGCAUCGACUAUUGGUUAACCAUAACAUCAAACACUUCACUAUUUCCGACGCAAAAUUUUAGUGUGAGCCAAAAUUCCCCUAGAGUUGUUCAAUGGAGAAGAAGUGGGCACAACUCAGGGAUGAGAGUUAUUUCCAUUCUUUCUUCUUGCUCGUACUGGCUGUAGCCUUAGGGUUUUGGAUGAUGGACCCUUUUGAGAUCAGUACAAUGGGUGGUCGUCAAUUUAAGCCCGUCAAGCACAGCAUUGCGCCCUACUGGAAGGUCAUGGAGAGCUGGCCCAGGGAUAACCUGAGCCGGUUAGGGCUGCAAGGGAGUCUAGAGUUCGAGGACGAGGUCUUUGGCCCAGAGUCCUUGGAGUUUGAUGGCUUAGGCCGUGGUCCGUACACUGGUUUAGCAGAUGGCCGCAUCGUCAGAUGGAUGGGCGAAGGCAUAGGAUGGGAAACGUUUGCAGUUGUCGCGGCAACUUGGUCGGAGAAGGUGUGUGCAAAGGGAGUGCACUCAACGACAGCAAAGCAAUGGAAGGUGGAGAAGCGGUGUGGGCGACCACUUGGCCUAAGAUUCAACCAUGAGACCGGAGAUCUGUACAUCGCCGACGCAUACUAUGGCCUGAUGGUGGUCGGCUCGCAGGGAGGGCUUGCCACCCCAUUGGCAACCCAUGACGUUGAUGGAAGCCCAAUUCUCUUUGCCAACGAUCUUGAUAUCCACUCCAAUGGAUCUAUCUUCUUCACCGACACAAGCAAGAGAUACGAUAGAGUGGAUCAUUUCUAUAUAUUGCUGGAAGGAGAAGCCACAGGGAGGCUCCUCCGAUACGACCCGACCACCAGAUCAACUCAUGUUGUUUUGGAAGGUUUGGCCUUCCCCAAUGGUGUUCAGUUAUCAAAUGAUCAAACUUUCCUCCUCUUCACUGAGACCACCAACUGCAGGUUAAUGAAGUACUGGCUGGAGGGUCCAAAGAAGGGGCAGGUGGAGGUUGUGGCUGAUCUUCCAGGCUACCCAGACAACGUGAGGCGAAAUGGCAGGGGCCAAUUCUGGGUGGCAAUAGACUGCUGCCGGACACCGGCGCAGGAGGUCCUGUCCCACAAUCCCUGGAUGAGGCGCAUCUACUUCAGACUCCCCAUCCGGAUGGGUUUCCUGGCCAGGCUCAUGGGCAUGAGAAUGUACACGGUCAUUGGCUUGUUCAACGAAGACGGAGAGAUCAUGGAGGUGCUCGAGGACAGAGAUGGAGUCGUGAUGAAGCUUGUGAGUGAGGUCAGGGAAUUCAACGGGAAGCUAUGGAUUGGGACUGUGGCUCAUAAUCAUAUUGCCACUAUGCCCUACCCUUAAAUGAGGGAUUGGUUUUUAAAGUUUCUUUGUACUAGCUAAUUAGUAUUUGUCAUACAAGUCAAAUCUAAUGCAAUGUUUGGAUGCACUUCUUGUGAAGAACCUUAGGUGGAUCGGGUCAGAUGAAUAGAACACGAAGACGUUCUUGGCAUA
Punica granatum (pomegranate) is the source of this 2296-nucleotide messenger RNA. Lineage: Eukaryota; Viridiplantae; Streptophyta; Magnoliopsida; Myrtales; Lythraceae. The record is from RefSeq and is a predicted model, not a curated record.